This is a messenger RNA of Nanorana parkeri, 1078 nucleotides long. RefSeq names its product chromosome unknown C1orf174 homolog (gene CUNH1orf174). The transcript is spliced from 5 exons. NCBI's taxonomy places the organism in Eukaryota, Metazoa, Chordata, Amphibia, Anura, Dicroglossidae. The record is from RefSeq and is a predicted model, not a curated record. The coding region runs from base 156 to 815 and encodes 219 amino acids.
UCUCUGAGAGCGUCUCUAGGAUACACCGGGGUGACGUCAGACGCAGGCCGGGCUCCCCGUGUGUGAGUGACGCUCUUAGAAAGUUUGCAGGGAGGGGCCGGCGGGGGGAUCGGAAAGUUUGGAGAGUUUUGGCGGCGGAGGACCCGGAUUUCUCCAUGAAGAAGAGAAAGUUAACAGAAGGGGUGCGCUGCUCGGCUCGCCAGAAGGCCAAAAAUCACUCCGCGGAACAGAACUCCGACAGCGAAGCUGAAACCCGUCCGGCUGACAAGACUGCGGCGAAAGGCUGCACGGCGGACAGCAAUGGGGCUCCUUCCAAAAACCGUACCAGUGACCAGAACAGGAGGCUAGCUGGCAAAAAAGCUUCCGGAGCCCAGAGUCGGUCUGCGUACGGUGGUCGGAGCAGGAGGUGCCCGAAGGUAAGAGUCAGCGCCCGCCUUAGCAGCCGCCAAAUGUCCAACGGGAACGAUUAUGCUUCCUACCACCGAUUGUCAGAUGACAGUAGGGACAGUUUGGUGUUUGCAGACCUGGCGAAUCCAGAAAAGAAAGGAGUCUGUGGAGACAACAACCCGUUCAUCGAUGAAGACAGUAACCAGCCCAUGCCGCUGGGGAGAUUCUUUGAAAAUGCGGACCUCAUGCAGGACUUACCACCGGUGGCCACAUCUUGCGCUUCCAUGAGCAGAAGAGAAUUAAGGAACCUUCACUUCAGAGCUAAAGAGGACGAUGAUGAUGAUGAAGAGGACCUGAAUAGGACUUUGCUACGUGCCUUCCGAGACACGGACCCUGGGUGGACCUUCUGUCAUUGCCUUGUGACAUGACCUACAAAACUGGUCAAAACCAAAGUGCUUUUCUAUAUUCCAAGGAGCCCCCUCUGCACUGGUUGGUUUUUUAGCAGUUCCGUUGUUUAGCAUUGGGAUCCUUGGAGCUGCAAAACAUUCAUGCUGCCACCACCUACGUAACCUUAACAGCUGUGAUAUUCCCUUCUGUGGGAGUGCCGUCAUCUCCAAAGUUUCUGAUGUCAGGCCUGGAGGAGAAACCCAGACACAGUGACAUGUAAUUUAUAUUAAAUUGUUUUAUAUAU